Messenger RNA from Didymodactylos carnosus, 741 nucleotides. The record is from the annotation of a GenBank genome assembly. NCBI's taxonomy places the organism in Eukaryota, Metazoa, Rotifera, Eurotatoria, Philodinida, Philodinidae.
AUGCUAAAUCGUGCGCUUCGAACGGAAGACAUGAAUACAAUAUUAGAUUUUCGAUAUUUUAUAUUAGACUUGUAUAAUCAAUUGUAUAAAGUGCAAACUGAUUUUGAUCGAUCUUCUAUGACCUUGCCGAGAGCCAAAUCAGAUCGUACAUUAAUCGUUUAUCAUGGGCAAUUAAUCAGUUCAAAAGAGCUUAGCAAAUUAAAACGCAAUAUCGGUGGGUACAUAAUAAUAAAUACAUUUUUAUCUACCACUACAUCAAGUGAAAUAGCUCUGUUAUAUGCUGGUGAUGGUUUGCAGCGUCCAGUAUAUGAGUCAGUGUUGUUUGAAAUCGAGUAUGAACUUCAACAUCGUAUAGACAGGAAAAAACCAUUUGCAGAUAUUAGUCAUAUUAGCCAAAUAAAAGAUGAAAAUGAAGUUCUGUUUACUGCUGGCACAAUAUUUCAUGUAAAAUCCUUGAAAAGAUUUAAUGAUGAUCUCUGGAUUUUACAUUUACAUUUGUACAAUAAUGAAAAUGAAGAAAUAAAUGAAAUUGAAAAAUCAACGAAGCUUAUUCUAUUACUGGCACUGCAUAAUCAGUUAUCGGCGCUUUCUGUUACAGAUAAGAAAGAAACACAGCAAGGUGUUGUAACGGACCUAAACAAGUCAAAGUACAAAAAUUUGAUGAUAAAUUUCAAAUAUCGUUAUUUAUUUUAUCUUAUUAUUAUAGUUGUACUCUACUUUUAUCUUCGCACAGGGAAUUAG